AUGGCGGCUGCGGACUCUUCGGUCUAUAGGGCCACCACUACUGCCCCUGUCAAUAUUGCUGUCAUCAAAUACUGGGGAAAACGGGACGCAACUCUGAACCUGCCCACCAAUUCUUCCCUCUCUGUGACCCUUUCCCAGCGUUCGCUCCGCACCCUCACCACCGCCUCCUGUUCUGCUAUCUACCCCACCGCAGAUGAGCUUAUCCUCAAUGGCAAGCCUCAAGAUAUCCAAUCCUCCAAGCGUACGCUCGCCUGUCUCUCCAGCCUGCGCUCUCUUCGCCAGGCGCUGGAAUCUACAGACUCAUCGUUGCCGAAAUUAUCUACACUUCCCUUGCGGAUUGUUUCCGAGAACAAUUUCCCCACGGCCGCUGGUCUUGCUAGCUCAGCUGCUGGGUUUGCAGCCCUCGUUCGUGCUGUAGCGAACCUCUACCAACUUCCGCAAUCACCUCGGGAGCUCAGCCGUAUCGCUCGUCAGGGAUCUGGCUCUGCUUGCCGGUCUCUGAUGGGCGGCUACGUGGCUUGGCGCGCUGGAGAGUUGGAGGACGGCAGCGAUAGUCUUGCUGAGGAGGUUGCACCUGCCUCACACUGGCCUGAGAUGCGUGCCAUUGUCCUGGUGGUCAGCGCCGAGAAGAAGGAUGUCCCCAGUACCGAGGGCAUGCAGACGACGGUCGCUACCUCGAGUCUCUUCGCUACCAGAGCGACAUCUGUUGUUCCCGAGCGGAUGGCUGCCAUUGAGACAGCAAUCCUGAACAAGGACUUUCCUGCCUUCGCCGAACUCACCAUGCGCGACUCUAACGGCUUCCACGCCACCUGCCUUGACUCCUGGCCCCCAAUUUUCUAUAUGAACGACGUUUCCCGGGCUGCUGUCAGAAUUGUCCACGAUAUCAACCGUGCUAUUGGCCGAACUGUGUGUGCGUACACCUUUGAUGCUGGACCGAAUGCUGUUAUCUAUUAUCUGGAAAAGGAUUCGGAGCUGGUCGCAGGAACUGUCAAGGCAAUCUUGACCACCAACACUGACGGCUGGAAUGGUCCUUUCUACGAUAUUCUGAAGGACGUCACUGCCCCGGGUGUUUCUUUGGAUAAGAUUGACUCUAGAGCCGUUGAAGUUCUCAAGGAGGGAGUCAGCCGCGUGAUUCUGACCGGUGUUGGUGAGGGUCCUGUCAGUGUAGAAGACCACCUGGUCAGCGCAACUGGAGAUGUUCUUUCGCACUAA
Molecule: messenger RNA, 1212 nt
Organism: Aspergillus clavatus NRRL 1
Lineage: Eukaryota; Fungi; Ascomycota; Eurotiomycetes; Eurotiales; Aspergillaceae
Gene: mvd1
Product: diphosphomevalonate decarboxylase MVD1
Exons: 2
Coding region: 1-1212 (403 amino acids)
Biological process (GO): isoprenoid biosynthetic process; isopentenyl diphosphate biosynthetic process, mevalonate pathway
Cellular component (GO): cytosol
Molecular function (GO): ATP binding; diphosphomevalonate decarboxylase activity
Source: RefSeq, a predicted model, not a curated record